AUGCACAAGAAGAGGCAAAACCAUCGGAAAGCCUUACACAGGCUGGACGGAAAGAUUUCGCAUAUUGUUCAGGAUAUGCACAAGAAAUCGGCCCUCUUCUUGUGCAAGUCUUAUAACAAUAUUUUUCUUCCCAAGUUGGAUUACCAUGAAUGCACCAAGCUGACCCGAAAAUCAAGGUCCAGCAUGGCAACUCUCGCUCAUUGUUGUUUUCACGAUCGCUUGACGAUGAAGGCAGAGCAGUUCCAUAGUACUAGUAUUCAUGAGAUUGAGGAAGAUUACACGUCGAAGACUUGUUCUAGUUGUGGAAAUUUGAAGGAUGACCUUGGCUCCGCCAAAGUAUAUAGCUGUAUAAAGUGUUCCUCGGUUUUCGACAGGGACUUCAACGCAGCAAAGAACAUCAUGCUCAAGUAUAUCUGUGAGCAUUUGAUGGCAAGUGGUGAGUCUUCCAUUUCUUCUGCUCUAAGUACAGAAAAUGGUCGACUGGCCAGGAAGCAUCAUGGCGCCUGA
Molecule: messenger RNA, 507 nt
Organism: Torulaspora delbrueckii
Lineage: Eukaryota; Fungi; Ascomycota; Saccharomycetes; Saccharomycetales; Saccharomycetaceae
Exons: 1
Coding region: 1-507 (168 amino acids)
Source: RefSeq, a predicted model, not a curated record